GCCGGGGCCGCCCGCACGGAGAAGCCUCAGGACAGUCUAUUCACACACGCUGCCCGGAUUCGCUUUGCAAGAGGCGGCCCUGACUGGGAGCUGGCGCGCAUCUGGCCGCCGCUCCGGCGGAUUUUCUAAUUAAAACUUGUCAUACCUGUAGUGUUGCUCCCGGAGGAACCUUAAUCGCCCUCACCGUGGCUUUUUUUUUUUAUUAUUUAUUUUGCCUUCUCCUGCUUGAAACUCCUGAAAAUGCUGUUUCACGCCAGCCAGUCUGGGGCGAGACGCUGAGCGCCGCAGUUGAAAGGAGAAGCGAAGCCAGGCAGUGCCAAGCAUGGGCUUUGAAUCCUUCUCGUCACACAGUUAUGAAAUAUAAGUGGUUAAACUUUGAUCCUGCGUAUCAGGAAAGCUGAUCUGAGCUUCCCUGGCUUUCCCCGAGCCUCUGCCUGCUGCUGCUGGAAGGGUACAAAUGCACAGUGUAGGGCCCCAGCCCAAUUCCUUCUCUUUUUCGGCUUAGAAAGUAUUAAUCCAUGCAACAUCCUCAUAUAAAGGAAGAGAAAUCUGUAAGUCUACCUUCUGGGGAUGCGACGGAUGCUUCUCGUUCCCUCCCACCCCCCAAAGCCAGCUAAUUGCGUGCUGCAUCUCGCCGUGCUUCGGAGAGCCCCGUUAAUGCAGCGGUGAAGGAACAGCUCGCGUGUGGACGGCUGUGGCAGCUCCUCCAGAAAAAAAAAACAAACCCGAGAAGGUGGCAGAGCUCUGGUCUUGAACGGUACUUGAAGCUCUUUCAGGCCCAGCACUGUUGAGGAACCUGAAGGCUGAGGUUGAAGUGGAAAUACAUCUGAAAGCGAGGUAGAAACUAAGACUGGAGCAAACAUAUUCCCUAAGGGAAGAUGUCCUCGGUCUCAGUCGCACAACAGGCAGCAUUCAGAAGAUUGUCCGGCUCCUACAGACGGGCUAAGUUCCUUAUUCAGACGAUGGAGCACGUAAAUGAACAGCUCCAUGUACAGCAGCUGUUGGUGCAGAUCCUUCUGCAAUAGUUGUCACUUGAUCUAUCCACAGCCUGGAAGCAACGUUGCAGAAGUAAAGCAGCAAUUGCUCUCAAGGACAUCGUUGCAAAGGCAAAGGAAAUCCGUGCACUCCUGCCUCUUGCAGUCUCUGAAAGUUUUUUUCGAGGGAAGCGAAUCCUUUCCCUCUGCAGGGCUGGGCUGGCUACUUCUGAGGUCCACAACUUGGAAAUGUCAGCGGUGGUUAUUUGUUAUUAGUCAUUCUUAAAAGGCCUUCAGAGGAAAGCGCAUGCCUUUGGGCAGGGAAAAAUGGUUGAAGGGACAGUCAUACACCCGGAGAACAGGAAAAUGUCAAGUUCGAAUAAAGGGAAGGAGAAAUAAUACUGAUUUUUAAGAUAAGAUCAUUUCCAAGUGGUUGGUAUAUAUUUCUGUAGGUAAUGAACAAAGGUUGCAUCUUAGGUUUGGGCUGAAUGUUUGCAGCCUUUCACUGACUUGAAAAAGAAGUCUGCCUUUGACUUAUUUUGUGAAUAUUCUGAUGUCUGAAAUUUGUAUCCUACUCCAGGAAAUUUUUACAAAUAUUUUUCAAGGGAAGGGGAAUUUGAUCCUCACUCUGAAGUGGCAUAUCAACACAAUUAAGAUGUCGAUGGAUAUCACUUUCCUCGGAACGGGCUCAGCAUAUCCCUCUCCAACAAGAGGGGCAUCAGCGUUAGUGCUUCGCAGAGAAGGAGAGUGCUGGCUCUUUGACUGCGGGGAGGGAACUCAAACACAAGUGAUGAAAAGCCAUCUAAAAGCAGGCAGAAUAACCAAGAUUUUCAUAACUCAUCUUCACGGUGACCAUUUUUUUGGGCUUCCCGGCCUGCUGUGUACGCUUAGCCUCCAAAGUAGCCCUGACCCAAACAAACCAGCCGUCGAUAUUUACGGACCGAUCGGACUGAGAAACUUCAUCUGGAGGACCAUGGAGCUCUCCCACUCCCAACUUCUCUUUCCCUACGUUGUCCAUGAGCUUGUCCCUACGCGGGACCAGUGCCCUGCAGAAGAAUUUAAAGAAUUUUCUGAUUUGGCCAGAGACGAGGUAUCUCCCCAGGAAGCCCAGGGGAGAAUUCUCCACCUGGAUCCCGUGGAAAACUCUUACUUGCUGUUUGACAACGAGCAGCUGGUUGUGAAAGCAUUUCGCCUGUUUCACCGCAUUCCUUCCUUUGGCUUCGUAGUGGAAGAGAAGCCCCGGACUGGUAAACUCAACGUACAAAAACUGAAAGACCUUGGAGUUCAGCCAGGUCCUUUGUACGGGAGACUGAAGAAUGGAAUGGCCGUCGUUCUAGAAAACGGGAGAACGAUUUCUCCUUCAGAUGUCUUAGAAGACCCUAUUCCUGGCAGAAAAAUUUGUAUUUUGGGGGAUUGUUCGGGGGUGGUUGGAGACGCAGCCGCGAGGCUUUGCCGCGAAGCAGAUUUGCUGAUUCACGAAGCCACGCUGGACGAUACCCAAGAGGAGAAGGCCAGAGAGCAUGGCCAUAGCACUCCAAAAGUGGCAUCUGAUUUUGCCAGGCUGUGUAAAGUUAAGAAGCUGGUUUUGACUCACUUCAGCCAGCGGUACAAACCACCUGCGCAGGUAGGUGAGGGAGACACCGAUGUCACUGAACUGAAGCGACAGGCAGAAGCAGUGUUAGGUGGUCAAGAAGUAGCGUUAGCCGAGGAUUUUAUGACAAUAGAAAUCCCAAUGAAAAAGUAAAAACAGCGGUAUUAGGGAAUUCUGUAGGAAGAUACAAAGUAGGAGGGCGCUGGAAGGCACUUAAAAAUAACGGUAGGGUUUGUCGUAUCCAAAUCAAUUCACUUCUGUGGCACGCAGGGAAUAGUUGCAAACGGGAGAGGGUAUCAGGUAUAGUGAUCGUUUGUAAAGCAAGAAAAAAGGAUCCUCAAACAUCUGGAAUUGGGAAGAAGUGUGUAGGUGGCUGCUGCAGGCACCUCGCCUCUCCAGGGCAGGCGCAAGCCCGGGGGUUUUGCUUAGACUACAGGUUCCUAGAGGAAAGCACCGUCUUUAAACAACCCUCUGGAAGGUUCUGCGCCAGAAUUCAAAGUAUUUUCUCUGUUAGAAGCCUUUGAAUAACAUCUGUUUCAAACUUCCAUGCAGCAUUUUGUACCUAUUUAUCUGAUUUCUACGCAGGAGGACUGUCGCUCUGAACCCAAUAAAGAAUUUCUAGCUCUGCCAA
Messenger RNA from Cygnus olor (mute swan), 3196 nucleotides. RefSeq names its product elaC ribonuclease Z 1 (gene ELAC1). Gene Ontology annotation, molecular function: 3'-tRNA processing endoribonuclease activity. The coding region runs from base 1528 to 2718 and encodes 396 amino acids. The transcript has 5 exons. The record is from RefSeq and is a predicted model, not a curated record. Gene Ontology annotation, cellular component: nucleus. Lineage: Eukaryota; Metazoa; Chordata; Aves; Anseriformes; Anatidae.